AUGUGUAUGGUUUCUGCUCCUGCUCCAGCUCCCAUAAAUGAUGGGAUCAGAAGAAACUAUAUUAGCGAGGCCAAUCGGCAACUCACAUGUCUUUCGAAAGCCAUUGGACAAGAAGAUGUCACGCGAGAGAAGCUGUUGCACGCCUUGAGGUUUUCCGGUGGUGAAUGGUGUCAAAAGGCCAUACCACAGAAGCUGAACACAUCGGCCUGGGUCUCCGACGUGAGCAAUGAUCACUCACCUUUUGAGUAUUCAUUGGCUCUAUGCCAAGCGACUGGAGCACCUGAGCUGCGAUUCUUAAUCGAAGCUCAGCCCGAGGAAAGCAGCUUAACCGCCCUCCAAGAGAGAACCUCGCGCUUGACCGACGACAUCGCGACAGAGUACGGCCCCACAAAGGUCUCCCUGGACCGUCUGGACCUCGUUCGAGAUCUGUUUCUCCCCUCAGUUGCUGAGGGUAACCUAGCCUCAUGGCACAGCUUCGCUGCCUCAAAUACACUGGAAAAGUGGAAGAUUUACCUGAAUCCAUUAGCCACCGGACGCCAAAACGCUUUCAAUGUCACCCGGAAGGCUCUGGAGCGCUUGGGGUUGGCCAGCUCAUGGAAAUUAUUGGAGAGCAUCAUGACUGGCAACGACUAUCCCAUCUACUUCUCGCUUGGCUUGUCACAGAAUGCAGACGACGCUGAAGUCAAGAUAUAUGUUGCACACAGCGGCGCCUCUGCAACACAAAUCGCGCAAAAACAUGUUAAAAUGGAUCCCAAUUCCAGCGUCCGUGCUAUCGAACUGUUCUACUCGAUUAUGGCGGGUGGAUCGCUGGGGCCGUACCUACGAAAACCGGGGCUAUCCUGUUUCCAUUUCAAGAACAAAGAUCCAUCCAGGCCGGCGGCCCGUACAGUUCUCUACCCAAUAGACAGCUACGCUGCAAAUGAUGCCGAAGCGCAGCAGCGCAUCGAAACGUAUAUGGAUGCCAUUUCUGCGCCUCGGCUCUACCGAGAGAGGUAUAGAAAUGCCAUCAGUGCUGUACAGCGCCGGCCGUUGGAGACUGGUCGUGGCAUACAUAGCUGGGUGAGUAUGAAGGAGAAGUUGGACGGUACGCGGUCCAACACUUUUUAUCUCUCAGCUGAGCUGUACGGGUGUCUUGGUGAGGUCGGCCCUUCUGGUGGCCGCUGA
This is a messenger RNA of Penicillium verrucosum, 1164 nucleotides long. RefSeq lists its product as uncharacterized. The transcript has a single exon. Lineage: Eukaryota; Fungi; Ascomycota; Eurotiomycetes; Eurotiales; Aspergillaceae. Bases 1 to 1164 code for a protein of 387 amino acids. The record is from RefSeq and is a predicted model, not a curated record. Gene Ontology annotation, biological process: alkaloid metabolic process. Gene Ontology annotation, molecular function: transferase activity, transferring alkyl or aryl (other than methyl) groups.